Molecule: messenger RNA, 461 nt
Organism: Brassica oleracea var. oleracea
Lineage: Eukaryota; Viridiplantae; Streptophyta; Magnoliopsida; Brassicales; Brassicaceae
Product: non-specific lipid-transfer protein 2
Exons: 1
Coding region: 79-396 (105 amino acids)
Biological process (GO): lipid transport
Source: RefSeq, a predicted model, not a curated record
ACCUCAAAAUCAACUUCUCAAACAUUUCUCAGAAAAAAAACUAGAACUAAGGUUGAAGAGUCGCCAAGCUUACAAAACAUGUGUUGGAACCCAAUAAUCAACAUGAAGUUCACAGGAGUAGUAUGCAUCGCAUUUGUGAUAGUCCUUCUGUCGGCUUUAGCUCCGACCAAAGCAGUCUUUGAAGAGAAAGUGGCAUGCAUCCCGACAGAACUUAUGACAUGCAUACCAGCAUUACAAACCGGAAGUCAACCGUCCGCUGAAUGCUGCGGAAAACUGAAAGAACAAGAGUCGUGUUUGUGUGGUUACAUACAAAAUCCAUUGUUUUCUCAGUAUGUUACAUCUGAAAAUGCUCACAAAGUUUUAGCGACUUGUGGUAUCCCUUAUCCUACUUGUUAAAAUUUCAAAUUUCAAAAUCCUAUGUAACAAUCCGUCAUGGUUUAUCCAUUGAUAUUAAAUAAUCA